AUGGGCUCAUUACUCGAGUCCGGGGGCAACGUACCACAAGCGCUCCGUGCCAUAGAUGGAGAUGCCAACGGGUUACAAGGAAAUGAGUUCCAGUAUUUUAUAUCAGCAACCUGGGCACCGUGCUACGCGCUUUUAAUGUCCGCGCCCCCUAUCACCUGGGAAUUUGAGGGGCCUUUUCCAGGAGAUAACCGACUUGUUGCCACCGGGUUCAUCGGAAAGUAUGGAUUUAACUCAAUGGUUCCAGAACAUAGAUGCUUUGCUAAAUGGGAAGAUCAUGGGGUAACUAAGACUAUCAGGGACCAUGGCUUUCGUGUCGACACCGCUGAUCCAAUGUUCUCGACUCCGUAUGACUGGACGUUUCAAAACUAUAAACGCGAUCCUGGGAGUCUGGAUCCAGCCGACAUACCUGUUGAUGUUAAUAGUGCUGCCCAUCUCCGCAGGCGUGCGAAGCAAUUAACAGCUACCUGUGCGGAAGCAGAUUCACCAGAAAGCAUUAUGGCCAAAUGGUGGUACGAUAAUUACGGCUCUGGCUCAUCUGUUUCUGGUUCCCCUCCUGCUCCAACGGACCCAGCAGAGGGGCUUGAUGAUGCCAGCACCGACAGCUCUGUGGUACGCUCAACCCCGUCUCGAAAAGGGCACUCGAUCUCCUUGCCAGCAGCGACCGACCCGCCUCCUCAGGGGCAGGUUGGAAAUAGGCACUCUCAAGGCCACUCGCGCAGACAUCACAAGCAUCGCAAAGGGGACUUCUGAUUUAAAGCAACUAAGGGCGAGAGUCGGGAUAGUUAUCUAACCUAGACGGGUACCAGCUGAAAGUGAAACUACGUAGUAAAUGGUUUCUCUACAUUGUCGAUAAAGUCUUCCAUUGGAUCAAAUCAAUCAUCGACCUCGAUGUGACUUUUAAUUACCAAAGAUAAAUGUAUAGUGAUCGUCAACAGUUGCUACCACCAAAAUAGACCCUAACUGACCAAAUACAAUUCCUUGAUAUCUCCCUGCCUGUAUUUGGGUAGCUUGCAGCGUUAAUAACUUAAUGAUUGUAGCCCUUCCUCAGUGACUCUCCUCGAGAAGUAAUUCGAGGAAUUGCACGGAAUGUAACACUAUAGUAGGGUUAUUAUAACUAGUAAGGGAAGUUCUGUUAUAUUAUUACACAGUUAACUCGUCACCACUAGUGGGGUCGGGAGUGCGGAGUAAAUAUCGCGGACUAAAUCGCGGAGUAGUGAAAAUUAUAACCACGUAUUCAACCUCCUUUUCAAGUUGUUAAUUACAACUUCUCUCUGAUAACGAACCAUAUUGAUAUAUAAGCUAUCGACAUACCCCUAUGCUACUCCGUAUUUAGUAGCUCUUUUGGAAUGGAGAAGCUCUUCUAGUUAGUGCUAAGGCUGCUUUAAAUCGAACUUUGAUAACUCACUACCGAGAGCAACCAACAGUAACGCGGGUGAUCAGCCAAAAGACGCACGCCAUGGCACCCGUACAUGUAUAGCGGGCGAAUAUCUAUACGCAGUACGGGGUAUGCAGCCAAUACUCACCCUUCUCUUCUGGCUGUAUGCUGAUCUCGGAAAAAGCACAUAUAUCAGCACUGAUCUGCUAUUAAUAGGGCCUCCGCUUUGUCCUGUGCAGUUGAUCUUACCCGCUCAACCAACAUUUAGUUAUCUUCGCCAGAUGCAUAGUGCUCAGGUGUCAUACAUCAACAAAGGGUAGAUCGUCCUGCUGUGUGUCGCAGAGUCUGUUUAAGAAAGCGUUUGGGCCGCCGUGGUGGAGGGCUGGGCUGUUCGUUGUACUUGCUGCCUUCUUCGCUGUCGGUUCUACUACUGUGACUUCCUCCUGACGCGCAGCCGAGAUCUUCAAUGCUGUGUUCGAGAUAUUGAGAAAAUUCAACGGCCGACCACAGCUAUCACAGAAAGAGAAAAGAGGAAUCCCUGUGGUGCAUUUGAUUUGACAUCCGUUCUGUGGUUGAUAGUAUUUUUAAUCAACAUAACUACGCCGUACUCGCCGUUGAAAAGGGCCGUUGUGUGACAGCAGCGCCUAGAACUCGCAAG
Messenger RNA from Trichophyton rubrum CBS 118892, 2033 nucleotides. RefSeq lists its product as uncharacterized. NCBI's taxonomy places the organism in Eukaryota, Fungi, Ascomycota, Eurotiomycetes, Onygenales, Arthrodermataceae. Bases 1 to 750 code for a protein of 249 amino acids. The record is from RefSeq and is a predicted model, not a curated record. The transcript has 4 exons.